CCGUCUCACAAUGUCUCGCACGCCAGAACAACCACGGUUGACGCCGCAGUUCUGCUUCAAUCAGACUGCAUUACGAGACUUCCUCCGCACUUCCCGAGCCAGCGUAGACGACACCAUCUCACAGAACCUGAACGCUCUAAACACACCCGGCGCACGACCUUUCGAUCCGUCGUCGACCACUGAACGACAGCCUCGACCAAUUGGCCGACGACCACUGCCAUCCACAUCAUGCGAUCAAUUCAAAGAGAAAGUUCUGUUCCCGUCCUGGCAAAGCAGAAGUGAUGUCUUGAACUACUGCGCCGGCGUCGCCACUUCACCGGACCCAGAAGAUCCGGACCAUGUACUGCGAGAGACGGAGGAUGCGCUUGCGCGAGAGAGACUGGUCGAUGAAAGAUUAGAUCCAUACAGUGGGAGGUACUUUGCGAGGAGUCUGAGGACGGAAGCACUCGCGACUUUGAUCAGGAAUGAGCGGAUGGUGGAGAGUAUCAUCCGCGACAGGACUUGGAGAAUCGUGGGUGAGCGGUGUGAGAAUGGAGGAGUUGAUCAGGCGGAAAAGGCAGUCGACGAGUGGAGAAGACGGAGAGCUGGCGAGUAGACAUGGAUGAGAACGCCAGAGGAAUACAGGAAUACAGGAUAAAUCUCUUCUUUGGCAUCGUUGAGGAAUGUGGUCACGGAGAUUCGAUUCGCUGCUG
This is a messenger RNA of Zymoseptoria tritici IPO323, 692 nucleotides long. RefSeq lists its product as uncharacterized. Lineage: Eukaryota; Fungi; Ascomycota; Dothideomycetes; Mycosphaerellales; Mycosphaerellaceae. Bases 11 to 595 code for a protein of 194 amino acids. The transcript is spliced from 2 exons. The record is from RefSeq and is a predicted model, not a curated record. Gene Ontology annotation, cellular component: mitochondrial intermembrane space; mitochondrion.